Molecule: messenger RNA, 744 nt
Organism: Culex quinquefasciatus (southern house mosquito)
Lineage: Eukaryota; Metazoa; Arthropoda; Insecta; Diptera; Culicidae
Product: craniofacial development protein 2-like
Exons: 1
Coding region: 1-744 (247 amino acids)
Biological process (GO): chromatin remodeling
Cellular component (GO): nucleus
Source: RefSeq, a predicted model, not a curated record
AUGCACGGAGUCGGUUUCGUAGUGAUUGGGGAUCAGAAGAACCGAGUCAUCAAGUGGAAGGUGGUAAAUGACCGGAUCUGCGUGUUGAGAAUAAAGGGCAAAUUCUUCAACUACAGCCUGAUCAACAUCUACGCGCCGACGAACGACAAGCCCGAUGAUGAUGAAGACGCUUUCUACGAGCGCCUCGACAAGACCUAUGGAGAGUGCCCAAGACACGACGUGAAGAUAGGCAUCGGAGACGCAAACGCGCAGGUCGGAAGGAAAGCCUUCUUCCAUCCUGUCAUCGGCAAGGAGAGCCUUUAUCCUCGCACGAAUGACAACGGCCUACGUUUGGUAAAUUUCGCCGCAGCCAGAGGAAUGGCUAUCUGUAGCACCUUCUUUGCGCGCAUGAACAUUAGGAAGCACACCUGGCGCCACCCGAAUGGCGAAUCGUGCACACAAAUCGAUUACGUUUUGGUAGAUGGUCGACACUUCUCGGACGUGAUGGACGUCCAAUCGUACAGAGGACCGAACAUCGACUCUGAUCACUUCUUGGUAGCGUGCAAGAUCCGAGCUAGGCUGUCGAACGUGUUGACCCCGCGGACUGCGAGGAUAGCGCGGUUGAACGUCCAGCGCCUCGCUAGCAGCGACGUUGCUGCAGAGUACAGUCGGAAGCUCGACGAGCGGAUCAACGAGGACGCGCCUACGGGUAACAUGGACGAGCAAUGGGGAGCCCUCCAGACAAGGGGUUGGGCACAUGCUUGA